This is a messenger RNA of Nematostella vectensis (starlet sea anemone), 4718 nucleotides long. RefSeq names its product GAS2-like protein 2A. NCBI's taxonomy places the organism in Eukaryota, Metazoa, Cnidaria, Anthozoa, Actiniaria, Edwardsiidae. Gene Ontology annotation, biological process: microtubule bundle formation; regulation of microtubule polymerization or depolymerization; actin crosslink formation. The record is from RefSeq and is a predicted model, not a curated record. The coding region runs from base 1 to 4158 and encodes 1385 amino acids. Gene Ontology annotation, cellular component: actin filament; cytoplasm; microtubule plus-end. The transcript has 5 exons. Gene Ontology annotation, molecular function: microtubule binding; cytoskeletal adaptor activity; actin filament binding.
AUGGACCUGGGCUCCCCCGUCAGCUCUGAGCUCACUUUAGAUGUUACAUGUACUCCGAGGAAUCGGGCCAACUUGCGACGGCUAAAAACGAACAGCGUCCAAAGUUUUCAACGCUGGGAAAAGGAGAAUGAGCUACUUUACGCGAUGAUCGAAGACGAGACUGCAUGGCUUGCGAAACUCUUCACGGAGAUAAUCAUAACUCCAGAGUUAUUUUUCUACGCACUUGAAGACGGCACACUCUUGUGUAAGCUGGCUAAUUAUAUCCAAGAGAUGGCGGAUACCUAUGGUCAAAAACACAAUACACAUGUGCCUGGUAAAAAGAUCAAGUUUAAAGAAUCGAAGAGAGGGCAUAGAGAGUCCAAAUUAUUCCACUCAAGGGAAAAUGUUCAGAAAUUUCUAACCUGGUGUAGGUGGCACGACAUACCAGAGGCGAUAUUGUUUGAGUCGAACGAUGUUGUACUAGUCGACGAAUGUAGGACUGGUGGCCGUGAAAUCGUGAUUUGCCUGAUGGAAAUAGCGAGGAGAGUAAUUAAAUACGAGAUUAAACAAGUACCCAAAUUGAUACAGCUUGAACAGGAGAUCGACGAAGAGGAAGCAAACGAUUUGGAGGACGAUGUGUGCUUGGGACAGGAUAUAGACAUUGCUGCAGUCAAUACAGGAAAUGUGUACGAUAUUCCUGGCGAUAGAAGUCCUGAUUCAGACUCCGGGGUUGAUUCAGUAUUCGACGAAGGCGACCAGCCAACUAGCCCUCGUUUGAAUUUGAACACAGAAAUCCAUGAGGAUAAACAAUCGAUUAUCAAGGACCCAAACGACAGCGCGCGAGGUACCAAAGAUCGAAAAAGACAUGGCAAAGGGGAGAAAGCAAAAACCCCUUCGUUAUUGGAGAUCACACAUCCUAAGACAGAAUUGGACAAAAAGGUUUGUAAAAUUGCAGAAGACUACAACAUCAAGUUUGUUCACCGUCUGAAGGAAGGGAAGUACAUUAUACUUGGCAAAGUGAUGUUCGUGAGGAUGCUUAACGACCACCUCCUGGUACGUAUCGGCGGGGGAUGGGACACACUGGAGCACUAUAUCAUGACGCACGCCCCAAAGCCUGCAAAUUCUGAGGCACAAUCCACAGACUUAAGUUCACCUGUGCGCUCUUCAGGGAUCUGGGGAAAGCUUGUGGAUAAAGUCAAGCGAAGAGAAAGUCAGCCAAAUCUUUAUUCUAAAGAUUCUCCUGUGGUGCUAAGCAAAGGAGAACGAAUAGACAGUUCUUCUGAUCCUUAUACAUUGAGGGACCGUGUGAGGAAAAAAUUCUCGGUAACAGAAAAAGACGAAAAAGACAUCUCUGACGCUAUCAGGAAAAUCGAAUCAAAUCUAACUUCCAAGAGCUCGCCUUCAUUUACUAGUAAAACUUUCUUUCAGUUGAAGUCUCGCUUUGACAAAGGGGUUCUACGUAAAGACCGCAAAUUAUCCCGAGACAACUCGAUAGAAAGUAAUCAAGGCAAAAUGGCUGAUCAAUGGAACGGGGAGAUGAAUGGGAUGGGGGAGACACAAAACGGGCAAUUGCAAGCAGUUCUUCAGCCUACCUCCACGCCAGACGAUACAUCACCUAUCGAUUUACCUGCUAGUAAAUCGGACAGUGUUGCUGAUCAAGAUGUGCCUCAAGAAACUAAUGUGGCAAUGUUUGAUCCACUACAACCUGAAUUUUAUUCAACUAAACCUGAAGAAAGUUUAGCAACAGAAAGCUCCCAAGUUGAAGCCGAUCAGGAGCCUUCUAGUGCCGAAGUUGCACUUUCAAGUGGUGAUCCAAAUAUAGAUUCAUUUUUGAUUAUAGAAUCCCAGGAGGGAAAGGCCGAGUCGGAAGGUACAGAGAGUGUACCUCAAGGUGAAGCCCCGGAAGUGGAUAUUGCUGAACCAACCAGUGAAGAAACACCUGUCGAGGGUGAGUCUUUGGAAGCACAAGCUGUUGGGCAUGUAGAAGCUGCUGGUGAGGAAACCUCUCCUGUACAGAGUAAUCAAAUCGAGUCUACCGUUGAGGAAGUUCCCACUGAUGUCCCCACAGAGUCACCUAGUGCUGAGGUUAAGCCUGUCCAAAGUGAUAUUGUUGAGUCUACCUCUGACGAAGCUCCGGCAGAGGAUCUGGUAGAAUCUCACAAGGAAGAAGUUAUGCCAGUUCAAAGCGAUGCUAUCCAGUCAACCUUAGACGAAGAGGCUGCCCAAAGUAAAGUUAUCGCAUCUAGCCCAGAGGAAGUGCAAGCUGAUGUAUCUGUAGAAUCGCCUAAUAAAGAAACUCUUCCUGGCCAAAGUGUUCACAUCGACUCUACUCAAGAGGAAGUGCCAGUUAAAGCUCAGCCGGAGUCAAGGGUUGACCAAAAUCAAACACCUGAAAGUCUGCUACCUGCCGAAUACUUAGUAGCUCCUCCUGAAGAGCAGCCAGCUCCUGCUGCUGAACUUGAACCUAGCCCUGGGGGGUCCCCAUCUGUUCUUUCGCCUACCGAUCCUAGCCCUGGGGAAUCUCCCCACCCAGAAGCUGAUCUAUCAACAGAGAUUGCUCCUCCUUUGGAAGCUGCCCCCAAUGCUGUCGAAGACGAGGCCAAGCCGGAAUCUGAGAGGAGUGGAGAGCCAGCUGACGAGCACAAGUUAAAAGAGGCAGUAGCUGCGGCAGCGGUAACAGCAACAGCUGUUGCAACCACUGGAGCUGCUGUUGCAGCGGCAUCAGCAACAACAAAAGGAAAAUCUCCGAGCAAAACCUCGGCUACUAAGGCCACGCAUGCAAAGAAUCCUAAAUCUGCAAAACCAGGUUCAUCGUCCACCAAACCAGGCACGUCGGCAAAACCUGGAGCUGCAACAGCAAAACCGGGUGCUACAUCUGCGAAGCCUGAAGCUGUACCUGCUAAAACAGGAGCUGCCUCUACAAAAUCAGUACCUUCAGCGGCAAAACCCGGAUCGACAAAAUCUGGUACGUUAUCGGCUAAAACAGGGGAACCACCUUCCAGAACACCUGCUAGUAGACCGGCCUUGCAGAAGAAAGCAGAGGAAAAUAAACCCGAACGUCCGAAAAGUGCUGCAGCCAAAUCACAAGCUAAUACAAGGCCAGCAUCCAAAUCUACCCCGUCUGGGCCUGCAAGCAACAACGGCACAGUAGCAGCUAAACCGAGUCAGGCGCGACCUCUAGCAUCCGCAAAGAGACCAGCAAGCGCUCAAGCCGGCAGACCCGCCAAUGGAGCAGCUAAACCAGAUUCUUUAAAACCAAGUUCAGCCAAAACGACGACUCGUCCUGCAAGCACUACAAAAAAGCCAGCCACAUCAAGUACCAAGCCAGCAACUGAUGACAAAAAACAAACAAAGCCUGCUACCACAACGAACGCCAGUAAGACAAGACCUGCAAGCUCAGCGGCUAAACCCAAGCCAACAAGCGCUGUAGGUGCACAUCCCAAGUCUGCGCAUGCUAAGACCACCGCUGACCAUGUAGACGGCAAACCCCAAAUCGAAAUCAAGCCCAAGGCUACUGGUGCUGCGACAAGGAUGACAAGUAAGACCACCACCGUGACCAAGGGCGCGUCUCCGGCAAAGACAACUAGGGUGACAAAAACCACAGAGACCAAAAAUGGUGAUGCAACUUCGAAGACGACUAUGGUUAAGAAGACGACCAGUGUGGCAGGCGUUCCUAAAACCGUUGGAGAAACCAAGACGCCGGCUCAUCCACCAAAAACGACCAUCACAAAGAGGCCGAUGGACGCCAAAGAUGGCAAACCCGGUAAACCUGCUACAAUGGCCACAAAGACGAAACCAGGAUCUGCGCGUCCAACAUCCCCGCCUAAGGGUAGACCAUCGAGUCCUAAGAAAACUGGAGAGAAGAAAAAUGAAGCGGAAAAAGCACCCACACAAGAUCCGUCUGCGCCACCUGUCAGCGAAACAGCGGUAUCUCCGGAAGAACUACAGGAACCCCACCCACCAGCUGUCAACGAUGCUGAUUUGUCUCAUGCACAGGAACCACAGGAAGCCCCUUUGCAAAAAACCUCCGAAGAAACUCGUACCAGCUCUUUUACUGAAACCACUGAGGAUGGUGUGACAAAGACGACCGUCACGCAAGAGUGUGUGACUGUGGCAGAUGGAGAAGAGCGCACUGUCGUCACAACCGAGACGGUCACGCACGAAGUAUCUGUGGAUUGAACUUGUUAAAAUAAGAUAUUUCUUUACGACCAUUUACAAAUGACUUAAAAACAAAAUACUUUAAAAGACUCAAAUCAUGAUUGGUAGAUGUUUAGACUGAACUUAUAAGUGUUGUGUAUAAAAAAAUGCAGGAACAGGAAUAUUAUAAGCUAUUGUCAAUUAUUGACAAAAAUGUGUCACGUUUUUUUUUUUCCAUAUUUGUCAAUGUUAAAAAAGUGGUACUUGUAGUAUUCAAAACAGCUGACAGUUUGUUUGAAAAACACAGCUCAAACAAGUAGAGUCCGUUAGGUCAUGCAGAACUGUUAUGAGGCGGACGUUCGGCGUAUGAAUUUUACGUGUCGAAUGGUACCAUUUUAUUUCUUCAGACGUUCAUGUAAUUGACAUUUGUAACAUUUUCAACUGGGUUUUGACCCAGAUCCGUUUAUUUUGUAUAAAGUGAAUCUGUAGACGUAUUUGUAAAUUUUGAUAGUGAGAGAAACAUUUUUGAGAUGACUAAAGUAUUUAAACCAGAUAAAACCAGUUGGAAAUGUUGCUUAUAAAUGAAUAAAGAUUACCUCUUA